AUGACUUAUGCCUGUUUGAAAGGAUAUUUCAUCAUUCUCAAACAAGCCACCAUGUAUUCAGAUAUGAACCAGAAAAGCUCUGGCUUUGAAAGGCUGUUGAAUACUUUUUGCCAGCACUUUAUGUAUGUCAACUUCAAGGUCCAAGGAUCAGUAGAUAUCACACAUCAGGUGAUCGGAUCUUUAAAUAAUCAAUACACAUUUUGUACAUUGUGCUGUAACAGGCCUGGGGUGAUUGUCAUCCCCAUGUUUUCAGUCACUGUUUCUGUAAUCAUACAAGUGAUUGUUUGUGUUACUGUGGGGUUCUGGGUCAAUGGCCAGGUCUGUGGAGACAAAGUUGAUAAAAUGGUUGGAAACAGCUCCAUCUCCUCUGCCAAAGGCACUUGUGGUGGUAAGCUUUGGGAAACUUCCUCCAAGCUUCCCAUGGGGGAUAAUGCCACCGUCACUGCCACAGAUGACUUUGCAAAGCCCAACGGAGAGACUAUCUGA
This is a messenger RNA of Laccaria bicolor S238N-H82, 486 nucleotides long. RefSeq lists its product as uncharacterized. The transcript has 5 exons. The record is from RefSeq and is a predicted model, not a curated record. The coding region runs from base 1 to 486 and encodes 161 amino acids. Lineage: Eukaryota; Fungi; Basidiomycota; Agaricomycetes; Agaricales; Hydnangiaceae.